Chondrus crispus (carragheen) is the source of this 345-nucleotide messenger RNA. RefSeq lists its product as hypothetical. Lineage: Eukaryota; Rhodophyta; Florideophyceae; Gigartinales; Gigartinaceae. Gene Ontology annotation, molecular function: hydroxyisourate hydrolase activity. Bases 1 to 345 code for a protein of 114 amino acids. The record is from RefSeq and is a predicted model, not a curated record. Gene Ontology annotation, biological process: purine nucleobase metabolic process. The transcript has a single exon.
AUGGGAAGUCCUCUUACGACACAUGUCCUCGAUACGUCAGUUGGUCGGCCGGCUGCUGGACUACGAUUAGCUGUAUUUCGUCACAACGAGGACGGAACUGAGCAGUGUUUGAAAGAGGGUAUAUGCGACCAGAAUGGUCGUGUCACAGACCUCUUGACGAGUGAGGAUUGGAGGGCAGGUGUAUAUCGUAUCCGGUUUUUCGUCCAGGAGUACUUCGAUUCAACGAAAGCGGAAUGUUUUUAUCCGCAUUGUGAUGUCACAUUCACUGUCAAGGAAACUGCAUCUCAUUACCACGUACCACUACUGCUGAGCCCGUAUGGAUAUUCGACAUAUCGUGGAAGCUGA